AGUGCCUCGCUUCCUCCCGUCACUAGAGCAACAACCUAUUAGGAUUUCAUUUUUUUAUAUUUUUUUUUUUCUGAAUUCGUGGGCUACUAUCGCCCUAGAGAUAAAGAGGGAGAAGAGAACCACCGCCAGACCAACUCCUGUCAUUUCCAGUAAGAAGUUGCACGCUUCACGUAGCUGCCUCUUGCUCUACUGAGAGGGGUAUGGGAAUUGCGUGCAGUGCAGAGUGGAAAAUACCCCCCGUCUAAAGAAGUGCACCGGAUUCUUUUUUUUUUUUUUCCCUUUUUUUCCUCUCGCUGUUUGUUUGGGUAGUUACGUGCGCGUUUAACACCCAAAGGAUCGUCGUUUAACGGGAAUAAAAUGUGGAGAGGAUGACUGACGGCAGAACUGGGAAUUUGUUCCCUGGAGUUGCUGCUUUGCCACCCCGAAGCAACACAUACCUCGAGGAGGAAGCGUUUGGCAGCUGCUAAUUUCUCCAAAACUGGUGGUUUACCAGAUGCAUUGUGCUGUAUCUGCUGGAACAGAUCACUGCUUAGCCGCAGCAGAUCCUCAAAGGUAGACGACCAACUGCUGUCUCCAAGUAAGAAAUGAGAUGUAAUGCAUCCUGCAGUCCAUGCAUGCCUUCUCUUGCAAAUUGCGCAUCAUUCUUCUCUGGAAACCUUUAAGUCCUAAAAUCCGGGCAAAGAGAAUAAAAACAUUAUCAUGGACCUGAGAAAUUUUUACCUGUUGGCUGCUUUGAUUGCCUGUUUGAGGCUGGAUUCUGCUAUAGCUCAAGAACUUAUUUACACUAUUAGAGAGGAGCUUCCUGAAAACAUACCCAUAGGGAACAUACCAAAGGACCUGAACAUUUCUCAUAUCAAUGCUGCCACGGGGACCAGUGCCAGCCUUGUCUACAGACUGGUGUCUAAAGCAGGGGAUGCGCCUUUGGUCAAAGUGUCCAGUAACACUGGGGAAAUCUUUACGACAUCUAAUAGAAUAGACAGAGAAAAACUUUGUGCUGGAGCUUCAUAUGCAGAAGAAAAUGAGUGUUUCUUUGAACUUGAAGUGGUGAUUCUCCCCAAUGACUUUUUUAGGCUGAUCAAAAUAAAAAUCAUUGUAAAGGAUACUAAUGACAAUGCACCUAUGUUUCCAUCUCCUGUCAUCAAUAUUUCCAUCCCAGAAAACACUCUGAUCAACAGUCGCUUUCCAAUCCCGUCAGCAACAGAUCCUGACACAGGUUUCAACGGUGUGCAGCACUAUGAGUUGUUAAAUGGGCAGAGUGUGUUUGGACUGGAUAUUGUAGAAACUCCAGAAGGAGAGAAAUGGCCUCAGCUGAUUGUGCAGCAGAACUUGGACAGAGAGCAAAAGGACACCUACGUGAUGAAAAUCAAAGUGGAAGAUGGAGGUACCCCUCAGAAAUCCAGCACAGCCAUCCUGCAAGUCACAGUAAGUGAUGUCAAUGAUAACAGGCCAGUGUUUAAAGAGAGUCAAGUAGAGGUUCACAUACCAGAGAAUGCCCCUGUAGGUACCUCUGUAAUUCAGCUUCAUGCUACUGAUGCAGAUAUAGGAAGCAAUGCAGAAAUCAGAUACAUUUUUGGUGCCCAAGUCGCCCCUGCAACCAAAAGAUUUUUUGCUUUAAACAACACCACAGGGCUGAUUACAGUUCAGAGGUCCUUAGAUCGAGAAGAGACUGCUAUUCACAAAGUGACAGUGCUGGCUAGUGAUGGUAGCUCUACACCAGCCCGGGCCACUGUUACCAUCAAUGUCACAGAUGUAAAUGAUAACCCUCCUAACAUAGACCUCAGGUACAUAAUAAGUCCCAUCAAUGGCACAGUGUACUUAUCUGAGAAAGAUCCCAUCAAUACAAAGAUUGCCCUAAUUACAGUUUCAGAUAAGGACACUGAUGUGAACGGCAAAGUGAUCUGUUUCAUUGAGAGAGAGGUCCCCUUCCACUUGAAGGCGGUUUACGACAACCAGUACUUAUUAGAGACCUCUUCCUUGUUGGACUAUGAGGGCACCAAAGAAUUCAGCUUUAAAAUUGUUGCUUCUGAUUCUGGCAAACCCAGUUUGAACCAGACUGCCCUGGUAAGAGUUAAACUGGAGGAUGAAAAUGACAAUCCUCCGAUUUUCAGCCAGCCUGUAAUUGAGUUGUCAGUUUCUGAAAACAAUCGGCGUGGUCUAUACUUAACAACUAUUAGUGCCACAGAUGAAGACAGUGGGAAAAAUGCAGACAUUGUGUAUCAGCUUGGCCCUAAUGCCUCCUUUUUUGAUCUGGAUCGAAAGACAGGAGUUUUGACAGCCUCCAGAGUUUUUGACAGAGAAGAGCAGGAGCGUUUCAUUUUCACUGUUACAGCCCGAGACAAUGGCACCCCUCCUUUGCAGAGUCAAGCAGCCGUAAUUGUUACUGUGUUGGACGAAAAUGACAACAGUCCCAAAUUUACUCAUAACCACUUCCAGUUUUUUGUAUCAGAGAACUUACCAAAGUACAGCACAGUGGGGGUGAUCACAGUGACUGAUGCAGAUGCUGGGGAAAAUAAAGCAGUGACCCUUUCCAUCCUGAAUGACAAUGAAAACUUUGUGCUGGAUCCAUACUCUGGAGUUAUAAAGUCCAAUGUUUCCUUUGAUCGAGAACAGCAGAGCUCCUACACUUUUGAUGUUAAGGCAGUGGAUGGAGGGCAACCUCCUCGCUCUUCUACAGCAAAAGUAACCAUAAAUGUCAUGGAUGUUAACGAUAACAGCCCUGUUGUCAUCUACCCACCUUCUAACACUUCUUUUAAGCUAGUGCCACUCUCAGCAAUUCCAGGAUCUGUGGUAGCUGAAGUCUUUGCUGUGGAUAUAGACACUGGCAUGAACGCUGAGCUUAAAUACACAAUUGUAAGUGGAAAUAACAAGGGUUUGUUUCGGAUUGAUCCAGUGACAGGUAAUAUCACUCUGGAAGAAAAACCGACUCCUAAUGAUGUGGGGCUGCAUCGCUUAGUUGUCAACAUAAGUGAUUUGGGUUAUCCCAAAUCCCUGCAUACUCUUGUGCUUGUGUUCUUGUACGUAAAUGAUACUGCUGGAAAUGCCUCUUAUAUUUAUGACUUGAUACGCAGGACUAUGGAAACACCUUUGGACCGGAAUAUAGGGGACAGUAGCCAACCCUACCAAAAUGAGGACUAUCUCACAAUCAUGAUUGCCAUUGUGGCGGGUGCCAUGGUUGUCAUAGUGGUGAUAUUUGUCACUGUUCUUGUUCGCUGUCGCCAUGCAUCCAGAUUCAAAGCCGCCCAGAGGAGCAAGCAAGGUGCUGAGUGGAUGUCUCCCAAUCAGGAGAACAAGCAAAACAAGAAAAAGAAAAGGAAGAAAAGGAAAUCUCCAAAGAGCUCUCUUUUGAACUUUGUGACCAUUGAGGAGUCCAAACCUGAUGAUGCAGUACAUGAACCUAUCAAUGGGACAAUAAGCCUUCCAGCGGAGCUGGAGGAGCAAAGUAUAGGAAGAUUUGAUUGGGGCACAGCACCACCAACAACCUUUAAGCCUAACAGUCCUGAUCUUGCCAAGCAUUACAAAUCUGCCUCUCCACAGUCUGCUUUUCAUCUCAAACCUGACACUCCAGUUUCAGUGAAAAAGCACCAUGUGAUUCAGGAACUCCCGUUGGACAACACCUUUGUUGGUGGUUGUGACACCCUUUCCAAACGCUCUUCCACUAGUUCAGAUCACUUCAGUGCCUCAGAGUGCAGUUCCCAAGGAGGCUUCAAGACAAAGGGCCCCUUACACACCAGACAGUGUUCUCCAUCCUCUCCCUGAGAGAGUCUGUCUGCUUCAACCCUGACUGCCUACAGUGCGCAACAGACUCCACCACCUUUCUUCACAAAGAAGAUUGCUUGCACAGAAAAAGGCUCCUCCAACUGCUUGGGACACCUUGCACAGAUGUAUACCCCUGCCUUGAACUCAGAAUGGACACUAAAAGAGAUCCUGAAUAUAUUGGUGGAAAUGUGAGCAGUCACCUGCAACUUAGACACUAUCUGUUUGGUAAAGGAACUAAAAGGACAACUUGAACUUCUUGUGAUACUGACAAAGUUUUAUCUGAAGGAAAUACAGUACUUUCCAUACCAUAGUCCACCUAACCCUAAACCAAACUAUUCUGGGUGGAAUAGAGGUUGAAAACAGGUAUCAAGUCUUUCUUUUUUGAAUGUGCUUAUCAAAAUGCUAGUAAAUCCUCUACAACUAAUACUGGAGCCUAAUAAAAUUUGAGGGCAGAACAUGGAAUCUAACCUAUGUCUAUCUGUGGACCAAUUAUACAUACAUAUAGUCAUGUACACAUAUAUUUCUGUCUGUCUAUAUGACUAUAUAUACUAUAUAUAUUCUUAUUUCUUGAGCAAGCUAUUUUGAUAUAGUCACAUAUAGGGGGCUGAAUUAUGACAAUGAAACUUGCCAUAGUAACCUUUUUUUCACCCAUAUCAACACAAAAAUUAUCAGUAUUAUAAUAAUAGCACAAUCAAAAAUAUAAGCAGAGUUUCUUAUUUAAAGAAAGAAUGGGAAGAAAACUUGGUGCUUUUCACUGAAUUUUAGAAGGUUCUAAAAUACCACAUUGCUCGUGCAGCAUAAGAAAGUGACAGGGAUAAAACAUAAAUUGUAAAGUCCCACCUAUUAAUCAACAUAAUGUUAUAUUAAUAACGCUUUUGCAUCAAAUAUAAGAACAGAAACUGUACUGUGUUCUACUUAGUAAAUUUAGAGGAGAAGAAACACGUAUACCAAAAAUAUGAGCUCACUGAAGUGAACAAUUCAAAGCUGAAUGCUUUUCAAAAUAUAUUUGCAAAAUAAGCAGCAACCUAAUAAAACGUUACGUGUGUAGAGUUUGCCAGCGGAAUCUAAGAAGAUGCCUUAGCAUUAAGUGAUUGAAGGCUGAGUUUUCCAGAAACAAUGCAUGUAGAAAAGAGUAAGAAUACUGUGCCUGCUGCUGGCUUCAUACCAAAACUAUCCAUGCUUUGCAUUUGCUGUGGGUCAAUAUACCUCUUGAAUGUGUGUGUAUUCAGAUAAUAUUAGAAGAUAAAUACAUACCUUUUUAAUGGUGCAUUGCCAUUUGGGAGAAUAUCAGAGAAUACUUAUCAACAUCUCUAGGAUGUUGUCAUUCAUUAAAUGAAACCUGUAGCCCACUUUAUUUCAUGUAAACCCACCAUGAUAAAAUGUAUCAAUAAAAAAGAAUUAAAAUGCUGUCUGAAAUAAAUCUGUAUCCUCAUAAUA
Messenger RNA from Pezoporus flaviventris, 5193 nucleotides. RefSeq names its product protocadherin 9 (gene PCDH9). The transcript has 3 exons. NCBI's taxonomy places the organism in Eukaryota, Metazoa, Chordata, Aves, Psittaciformes, Psittacidae. Gene Ontology annotation, biological process: homophilic cell-cell adhesion. Gene Ontology annotation, cellular component: plasma membrane. The record is from RefSeq and is a predicted model, not a curated record. Gene Ontology annotation, molecular function: calcium ion binding. The coding region runs from base 700 to 3756 and encodes 1018 amino acids.